Molecule: messenger RNA, 528 nt
Organism: Leptomonas pyrrhocoris
Lineage: Eukaryota; Euglenozoa; Kinetoplastea; Trypanosomatida; Trypanosomatidae
Product: unspecified product
Exons: 1
Coding region: 1-528 (175 amino acids)
Biological process (GO): DNA integration; DNA recombination
Molecular function (GO): DNA binding
Source: RefSeq, a predicted model, not a curated record
AUGAACCCGCAGGUGCGCAUCCAACACCGCACGUGGCUGGAGAACCUGCGCGCGAUGCCCCAGGAUCUCUUGUCGCUCCCGCUGCACACGGCGGCGGUCGAGCUGGUGCGAAGGAUGGGCUGCGCACGCCAUUGGAAGUGGUCGACGAUGGCGCGACACUACGUAUCCAUUCAGGUCGCUCUACUCCAGCUGCCCCUCUACACAAACCAGACGCGGCCGGUGGACUUGGCCCGGGAACCGGAGUGGCGCCAAGCUAUAUCUGGAGCCCGACGUUUCGAGCGCGAGUCGGAGCCACAGCCGCCGGUGCCGUUGUCGGUGGAGGAGUACAAGCGGGUCUUGACUGCAGUCCGCGUCGACCCCGAGUCUCACGCUUUUCUUGUGCUGAUGUGGGCCUGCGCUGCGCGGCCUGGCGAUGUGACGAACCUCCUCGUCAAGGACAUUCAUUUUGCAGAAGAGGUAGCACCCCGUUCGGUCCGCAUGCAGGUGACGGUGCGUCGGGGAAAAGGUGCCCGGUUCCGCGGGCCGUAG